AUGUCCAAUCGAUACGACAGGCCCUAUCAAGGGUCCUCCAGUAGGCGCCAGGAUGACCGCAACGGGUCUCGCUACGACGACGACUACAGCCGCAGGGACAACAGAGACAGCCGGGAUAGGGGAUACGACAGGGACUAUGACAGGAGGAGAGACAAUAGGGAUUACGACAGGGACAGGUAUAGAGACGAGAGGGACCGGUAUAGGAACGAUGAUAGGGAUAGGAGAAGGGGGGAUGAUAGGGACGAUAGGAGGAGAGACGACAGAGAUAGAGACAGAGGAGGCUACGAGCGGAGGAGAGACGACAGAGACAGGAAAGAACCGAGUCCCCGUCCUCCUCCUGCUUCCACUUCGUCUGCACCUCCCCCGGAGGGAGAGACGGAAGCAGAGAAGAAACAGAGACUGAAGAAGGAGAGGUUGGAGGCAUGGAAGAAGGAACGCGCCUUGAAAGAAGGCAAGCCCGCUACCGCCACUCCUGAAGUCAGAAGCCCUGCACCUCCCUCGAAUCUUCCAUCAAAACCAGUCGGAUUCUCAAUGUCCCGCAUCGGUCUCCCCCUCAAAUCUUCUGCUCCUCUGAAGCGAUCCCUGACUGCCCUCGAUGAUGAAGACGAGUCGGACCGCAAGCUGCAAAAACUCGACUUGCCCGAUUUCGACCGACAAGUCCAGUCUGGCGAGGCUGCCAAAAUGGGCGCUAUUGGUGACGAUUUGGCGGUUGCCGAUGGGGAUGAAAAUGAAGACGAUCAAAUAGUCAAGGAAGAGUCGGACAAGAUGGAAGUGGAUCAGGAAGAGGAAGAAGAGGAGGACCCUCUAGAUGCUUUUAUGAAGCAAAACACCAAAGAUGUGUCUUCGGUCAAUGACAAGGACGCCAGGAGGAUGGGCCUGAGGGUAGCCGAAGAUGCCAGCGAUGAUGAAGAGGAUAAUACCAAGGUUGUGGAGAAGGACAAGCUUGCCGAGGCGGAGGCUCUUCUAGCCCAAGCAGCUGCGAAAUCACGCAAGAAGGAUCUGCCACCUCCAGAUCACUCCAAGAUUGAUUACGAACCUUUCCGCAAGGCGUUCUACGUACCCCCAGUGGAGGUCCUCGAGAUGGACGAGGAGGAAGCCGAGUUGAUGCGUCUGGAGAUGGAUGGUAUCAAAAUCCGAGGUACAGAUGCCCCGAAGCCGGUCAAGAACUGGGGAGCCUUCGGUCUGCCUCAGGGAUGUCUCGAUGUCAUCAGACACUCUGGAUGGGAGUCUCCCACAUCUAUCCAAGCUCAGGCCAUUCCCGCCAUCAUGUCAGGUAGAGACGUCAUCGGCAUCGCCAAGACUGGUUCCGGUAAGACCGUCGCCUUUGUUCUUCCCAUGAUCCGUCACGUCCGCGACCAACGUCCCGUCACCGGUUCCGAAGGCCCCAUUGCCAUCAUCAUGUCCCCCACCCGAGAGCUCGCCACCCAAAUCUACAAAGAGUGCCAGCCGUUCGCCAAGGUGCUCGGUCUGAGGGUCACGUGUUGUGUCGGUGGCUCGUCUAUCAGUGAAGAUAUUGCGGCAAUGAAAAAAGGCGCAGAGGUUGUCGUCUGUACACCGGGUCGUAUGAUUGAUCUUCUUACUGCCAACAACGGUCGAGUCGUCAACGUUCGACGUACGACGUACAUGGUCAUGGACGAGGCCGACCGUAUGUUUGACAUGGGUUUCGAACCCCAGGUCAUGAAGAUCAUCAACAACGUACGACCUGAAGCCCAAAAGGUACUCUUCUCUGCCACUUUCCCAAAGACCAUGGAAUCGCUGGCAAGGAAGAUCCUGAUCAAGCCUUUGGAAAUUACCGUUGGUGGACGAUCUGUCGUUGCUCCUGAAAUCGACCAGCGUGUCGAAGUCCGUGAAAGCGAUACCAAAUUCACCAGACUGCUCGAGAUCCUGGGUGAGAUUGGCGAAGAACACAAAGACGACGAAGAAGACUUCCGAACCCUCGUUUUUGUUGACAGGCAAGAAUCCGCGGAUGAUCUGUUCAGAGAGCUGUUACAGAGAGGUUAUGUUUGUGCUUCUUUGCAUGGUGGUAAAGAGCAGGUGGACCGAGAUGAGGCGAUCAAGAACUUCAAGAAUGGCGAUGUUCCCAUCAUUGUCGCGACUUCCGUCGCCGCACGAGGUUUGGAUGUCAGAGAGUUGAAACUCGUUCUUAACUACGACGCCCCCAACCACAUGGAAGAUUAUGUUCACCGAGCUGGUCGAACUGGGCGUGCAGGAAACAAGGGAACGUGUAUCACAUUUAUCACCCCUGAGCAAGAGCGGUUCUCCGUCGAUAUCGUGCGUGCGCUCGAGGCGAGUAAGGCAUUCAUCCCGGACGACUUGAAGAAGAUGUCAGAUGGCUUCCUUGGCAAGAUCAAGAGCGGAAAAGCCAAAGCUGCCAGCACUGGGUACGCUGGAAAGGGUCUCGAACGUAUCGAGCGCCGCCGAGAGGAGAAGGACAGGGCCGAAAAGACCACAUACGGCGAUACCUCGGAGGCUCUCUCCCUCUCUUCCCGUGAAGGCGCAGUCAUUCCUUACAAAGCCAAGACGAACGAGUUCAAGCCUCCCGAGACAUCUCACAAGGGCGAUGCGGACUACACCUUCACAGAGAUCAAGGUGGACAUCAUCAAUGGCCCUGCCCCAGACCGUGUCACUCAGGCGCCCACGUUCGAUGCCAAGAAUGCCGUUUCCUCGCUUCCUGCGCAGACUGUCGCUGCUCUCAAGAAGGCCGAGAAGGAAGGGAGACACGUCGAUGCUGCUCGCUUCGCCAGUGUUAUCGCCAAGCUCACUCAAUCUAUCGAGCUCACCAAAGCCGAGAGGCUUGGUCUGGCCGAUGCUCCAUCUGCUCCCCGACUCGGCGUGGGUGCGCGCACAAAAGACCCGGAUGCUACCGAUUGGCACGCCAUCUUCCCCAUCAAUGACUACCCUCAGAAGGCUCGUUGGAAAGCUACCAACAAGGAGCAGAUGACCCUUUUGCAGGAAGUUUCAGGGGCAAGUAUCACCAUGCGUGGCAGGUACUAUUCGCCCGGAGAUGAACCUGGUCCAGGGGAUGAGCCCAAGCUCAGUCUGCUCAUUGAGAGUAACGAUGAGAUGAGGGUGAGGGCGGCUGUAGAGGAGAUCAGGCGUGUAUUGGUGGAAGGAUCGGUACAGGCGUUGAACACCGUGGACCGCGGCGGCGCGUCAGGGAGGUACGCGGUGUAA
This is a messenger RNA of Cryptococcus wingfieldii CBS 7118, 3174 nucleotides long. RefSeq names its product pre-mRNA-processing ATP-dependent RNA helicase PRP5. Gene Ontology annotation, biological process: mRNA splicing, via spliceosome. The record is from RefSeq and is a predicted model, not a curated record. Bases 1 to 3174 code for a protein of 1057 amino acids. The transcript is spliced from 5 exons. Gene Ontology annotation, molecular function: ATP binding; nucleic acid binding. Lineage: Eukaryota; Fungi; Basidiomycota; Tremellomycetes; Tremellales; Cryptococcaceae. Gene Ontology annotation, cellular component: nucleus.